AUGCAUGGCUCCCAUAAGGUUACUAAUGCUCCGCGGAGAAAGUGCAAGCUGCUAUGGAGAAAUGUAGUUUUUAGUGUUUUAAAUCCUGAAGUGUUUAGUCAGCCUAAGACUGCCGCACUAGAGAACUGUUAUCUUUUUAACCAUUCACUCUUACCUGUUUUCCAGAGAACAGAUUUGACCUCUGAUAAAGACUUAUACCUUGACAACAGCUCCGUUGAAGAAGCAUCAGGCGUCUAUCCAAUUGAUGAUGAUGAUUAUUCUUCUGGGUCAGGUUCAGGUGCUGAAGAAGAGGAGGACAGCGCGGUAAUAACAUCCAGAACGCUUCCAAAGAUACCAACAACUAAUGAUGUGUUGAGAGCUGAGAUGACCACAAUGAAAAUGCAGACUAAGAUGCCAGCACAGACAAAGUCACCUGAAGAAAUUGGUAAAGAGGAAAGGCCUGAGACGGAUGCCAAGAAAAAUAGUGAUGAGCCAGGAGAUGACACCGACGUGUUCACUGAGAAGCAUUCAGAAAACCUUUUUCAGAGAACAGAAGUUCUGGCAGCUGUUAUUGCUGGUGGAGUUAUCGGUUUUCUUUUUGCAAUCUUCCUUAUCCUGCUGUUGGUAUACCGCAUGAGAAAGAAGGAUGAAGGCAGCUACGAUCUUGGGGAACGUAAACCAUCUAGUGCUGCCUAUCAAAAGGCACCUACUAAGGAAUUUUAUGCAUAAAAUUCCUAUUUAGUGUCUCUAUUUAUGAGAUCACUGAACUUUUUUAAAUAAAGCUUUU
Molecule: messenger RNA, 766 nt
Organism: Struthio camelus australis
Lineage: Eukaryota; Metazoa; Chordata; Aves; Struthioniformes; Struthionidae
Source: RefSeq, a predicted model, not a curated record